Exophiala spinifera is the source of this 1500-nucleotide messenger RNA. RefSeq lists its product as uncharacterized. Lineage: Eukaryota; Fungi; Ascomycota; Eurotiomycetes; Chaetothyriales; Herpotrichiellaceae. Gene Ontology annotation, biological process: transmembrane transport. Gene Ontology annotation, cellular component: membrane. Gene Ontology annotation, molecular function: transmembrane transporter activity. Bases 1 to 1500 code for a protein of 499 amino acids. The transcript is spliced from 3 exons. The record is from RefSeq and is a predicted model, not a curated record.
AUGUCUAAAGUCGAAGUCCAGCUUACCACCCCGGUAGAGACAGAAUUCUCCCUGGCGGGAGAGCUCAGUCAUCUCUCACGAGAGGAAUAUGCGGCUGCUGAGCGGAAGUUUGUACGCAAAAUUGACUUGCGACUAAUGCCAAUAUUAGUUACGAUUAUUAUAUUGAACUACCUCGAUCGUAAUGCCCUAGCCAAUGCUAGAGUCCUCGGCAUUGAAAAGGAUCUCAACUUGAAAGGAACGGACUUCAACACUUGUAUCUCGGUCUUCUUUGCCGGCUACCUUGCUAUACAGAUACCGUCAAAUCUUAUCCUGACAAGGGUCCGACCGAGCAUAUAUCUGCCCGCUUGUAUGGCGGCCUGGGGACUCAUCUCUGGAUUGAGCGCUGUCACGCAUAACUUUAGCGGACUGGUUGUCGUGCGCUUCUUCCUUGGAGUCGUCGAAGGCCCAUACUUUCCUGGCUCUCUAUUUCUACUCAGUUCAUGGUACACGCGCAAGGAGUUGGCUCUGCGGACGUCCGUUCUCUACACUGGCUCUCUCAUGGCCGGCGGUCUGGGCGGUCUCGUUGGAGCAGGGAUCCAGUCAGGCCUAGACGGCGCCAUGGGGAUUACUGCAUGGAGGUGGUUGUUCAUUGUCGAAGCAUCCAUCACCGUCUUCAUCGCCUUAUGCGCCAUGUUUAUCCUGCCAGACUUUCCGCACAACACGAAGUUCUUGAGCCCGCAGGAACGAGCCAUCGCAGUACGUCGUUUGCAAGAGAUGAACGGUUCCCGCGAUACCGAGAGGGGCAGUCUCCUACACGGAGCACGUCUGGCUGUUUGUGACUACAAGGUCUGGCUGCUUGCUCUGAUCAUAAUCACCAAGACGAGUGCCGGGGCAGUGACGUCCUUUAUCCCCACUCUCGUCAAAAACUUUGGCUACGGCAAGAUUGAGACGCUCCUGCUCGUCGCGCCUCCAUAUUUUUUUGCUGCGCUCAUGGCCUUGGCCAUAUCUUACUCGAGUGAUCGAUUCUCCGAGCGGUCCAUUCACAUCAUCGCACCGAUUUCGCUCGCCAUGGCCGGGUACAUUAUUGCAUCGGCCAGCAUGGCUCUUGCCGCGCGAUACUUGAGUUUGUUCCUCAUGCUCGGAGGCGUCUAUGGCAGCUACAAUGUCGCCUUGGCGUGGAUAUCAUCUACCCUGCCGCGGCCUGUCGAGAAGCGAAGUGCGGCCAUCGCGUUGGUCAACACUCUCGGGAAUCUGGCUCAGAUAUACAGCCCCUACAUGUACUUGGCAAACCUUGGACCUCGGUAUCUGGCCGCCAUGGUUGCGAAUGCGUGCUUCUGUGUUGCAUGUGCCUUGGCAACGCUGGCGCUACGGUGGGCGCUGGUCAAGGAGAAUGCGAAGCUUUUGAAUGCUGAAACAGCUGUUCACCAUGCCGACAAGGAUAACACCGGGUAUGUUGAGCAUGGAGGAGAGCACGAGCGAAGUGUCCCUUCCAUGGGAGAACGCUUCAGGUAUAUCUUGUGA